GGCCGCGGCGGGUGACGGGCGGGGAGGGACGGGAGGCACCCCCGCGCUCCGGCGCGCGCCCCGUGCCCGCUCCUGCCCCGGGGGAAUCAUCCCGGUGCGGGGCCGUGUCCCGCUCGUCCCACAGCACCUGCUUUCUUUCCCUGCUUCUCCUCCUUUGUCUCGGCCGAAACCCUGCAGGGAGGCAGUGAGGAAACAUCGUAGCCCGAUGUCUGUCCCUCCUGCCUGCCAGCUAAUCCUCGGUCUGGAGGAUAGGCGAGGCGUGUCCUGCCGUGGGAAAAGUUUGCAUGCCAGCUCUGAAUAGACUUUUCAUGAGACCAUGAAAAGGUUGGAAGAGUCUUUGCAUGAUCCUGUACACACAAUGAUUCAGGAGUCUUCAAGAAAUCCUGGCCCAACUUCUGCAGCCCUUUGAGUAUCUCUAUACUGUAUUAGUUCUUACUACAUAUUCCAGAACCCUUCCAUUGGAAGAGUGGGUGUUGUGACAGCUAUUUCUACAAAUGCUUUAAUGGAGCAGUUGUGUUUAAAAUACCAGCAAAGGCCAUGGACUGAAACACUGAGACUUGUUUAUUUUUGCAUGGAUAACCCACUGCGAAGGCCUGUCAGCCAUGCUCCAGACAGUCCAUUGCUUUCUUGCAUGGAGAAGAUAGAGAGGACAUUACAUGCUAAAUCCAUGUUUUCUGUGAUGAAUGCAUUGGAAUCUUUAUCCAGACAAAAAGGACUUAAUGUUCAUGUUAGUCCCAGUGGGACUGCCUGCUACAUAACAUCAAUGAUGUUUUAUUUAGAAGUUCAGCUGGAGAAGGAUGGAAAUCUGAUGGACGUAAAGUUGGCUCACUUUGGAGAAGCUCCUGUGGUUUGUGAUGACUUGGUGCAGCUUCUAAGGAUGAAGAACUAUGAUGCCUUUGGAAAGAUUUUAGAAGACCUGUCAAAUAUGUAUCAAAUUCCAGGAAACAGUGAAAUGAAAGCUAAGGGAUAUCUUGCUUUGCAGGCCCUUGAAAAAGACCUUUAUUCAAUGUCUCUUCUGGACAGAACACAGGAUGUAAACAGAGUUACUGAAAUACUUCAUGGGAAAGUAGGACACCUGGUGCCAAGAACCAGAGGAACUCCUAUGAACAUUGAAUUUUACAUUUCUCCCUAUCAAAUUUUGGAAGCAGAACUAAAUCCUGGUUCCCAGGUUUGUGGAACAAAAACAGUUGUAACUAUUGAAGGCACUGAUAUGCUCCACAAACUUCCUCUUUCUCCACUGAUUGUAGAUCCUCAAUCUGGAGAGGACAGCAACCCUGCUUUUUUGCAACUGACUGAUGAACUCAGCAUGGAUUUGCCAGCUCUUUUUGUGCUGAAGUUUCAUCAGCCUGUUCCUAUGUCCUCAUCCAGUAUUGAAGAUAUACACAGGCUCACAGGAAUUCAGAUUUCUGGCUUGAAACUAGCUCCGCUGUAUGAGCUAAUUGUUUGGUCUGCUCUAAAAGACAAAUGCAGUGAAGACUUGUCUACAAAUGAAUCUUGUUUCUUUGUGUCUCUUCCAGAUUGCCCAAAGCACUGCUACUUCAUAAACAAAGGCUCAGAAAAAUCAGAUUUAGCAGGAGCCUUGGUCAGAAAAAUCCCAUUUAGCCAUCCAAACUGUGUGCCUGGUGUAAUAGAGAUUCUUCGACAUCAAGUGGCAUAUAACACUCUUAUUAGCAGCUGUGUCUCUGACAAGCAUAUAAAUGAAGAUGAUUCAGAACUGCUUUACUUUGAAGUGGUACCACACAGGAACACCAGCUUUUGUGUCUUUUUCCUUCAUCCUGUGAAAGAGAAUUUAGCCUGUGUGAUGAUUGAUGUUAUAACCUCCAGAGAAGUCCACUGUCACCUUCACUUAAAUCCUCAAGAUCCAGCUCUAGGUUGUAGUGAUGAUUUCAUAGCAAGAGCUGUGAAGAGACGCUGCUCCUUGCGGAGGAGGGAACCGAGGGCCCUGGGACACAACGGGCUGGAGUCCCGCGGGCGCACCCCGCCGUCCCCACAUCCCGCCCAGACCUCGGCGGAACUCACAGGCCUCGGCCAGGCCCCGACCCGCCAUUUCACGGCCGAGCAGGUGCCCAGCUCCCCAGAAGCGGCCGCGCUGCGAGGAGCCUUCCUUCUCCCCCGCCCGGCGGCAGAUGCAGCCCUCCCUUCGCCUCGCCUCUCCGCGCCGCUCACGCAGGCCCCGCCGGCCGCAUGGCCGCUCACCUCAGUCCCUCACCGCGGCCGCCAGGGCACCUCGCCCCCUCUCUGCUCAUCUUUACUGAGGGCCAACGAGCGCCGCUGCCGCCGGAAGCAGUCGGGCAGCGGCAACCAUGUUGGACAGGGGCCAGCUCCGCGGAGCCCGCAGGAGAACAGCCGUCAUCUUGGCCAGCAGUGCUCUGACGUCAGAGCCCAAGCAGACACUAGCGGCGCCAUGUUUAGUGAGGGCGCAGCCCCCUCCCGGAGGCGGGACAGGGCGGCUCGCUGGGCGCGCCCGGGUUUGGUCGCUGCGGGAUCUGAGUGCCGGAGGGGAGGAGAGCCUGCCGCUUCCGUGAUGUCCCCUCCAGCUCUCAGGAGAGAGCGGAGUGUGACUGCCCCCGGCGUCCCACAGCGCCGUGAGACCAGCCCCGGAGGGAUCGCGUUCCCCAGGGCACGGAGGUUUCGUCUUCUUCAGUCAUAAGCGGUGGAAUUUUUAAAAAAAUCUGCCUUGGCUUCAGAAUUCUCAAGGACUUUAUGUGAGGCGUACCCUUACGCUAUUCUCUGUAAGAUCUAGGUACUACAAUGAUAAAUCUUUUUAAUAUGAAAGGCGCCAGCACGAGUGAAGUGUUGCAUUGUUCACUUGGACUAGAGAAAACAUCCCGUUAACGUAAAUACAGCAGAAUAAAUAAACACAUCAUAA
Molecule: messenger RNA, 2869 nt
Organism: Corapipo altera (White-ruffed manakin)
Lineage: Eukaryota; Metazoa; Chordata; Aves; Passeriformes; Pipridae
Product: mediator of RNA polymerase II transcription subunit 1-like
Exons: 18
Coding region: 503-2650 (715 amino acids)
Biological process (GO): cellular response to thyroid hormone stimulus; regulation of transcription by RNA polymerase II
Cellular component (GO): mediator complex
Molecular function (GO): nuclear thyroid hormone receptor binding; nuclear retinoic acid receptor binding; nuclear vitamin D receptor binding
Source: RefSeq, a predicted model, not a curated record